Arachis stenosperma is the source of this 416-nucleotide messenger RNA. RefSeq names its product rac-like GTP-binding protein RAC1. Gene Ontology annotation, cellular component: plasma membrane; cell cortex; cell projection. Lineage: Eukaryota; Viridiplantae; Streptophyta; Magnoliopsida; Fabales; Fabaceae. Gene Ontology annotation, molecular function: protein kinase binding; GTP binding; GTPase activity. Gene Ontology annotation, biological process: regulation of cell shape; actin filament organization; small GTPase-mediated signal transduction. The record is from RefSeq and is a predicted model, not a curated record. The transcript has 5 exons. The coding region runs from base 1 to 384 and encodes 127 amino acids.
AUGAUCCAAAUUUUUCAGGCAGCUGAUGUAUUCCUGCUAGCAUUCUCUCUCAUAAGCAGGGCUAGCUAUGAAAAUGUUGCCAAGAAAUGGAUUCCUGAGUUGAGGCAUUAUGCUCCUGGUGUUCCAAUUAUUCUUGUUGGAACAAAACUUGAUCUUCGGGAUGAUAAGCAGUUUUUUUUAGAUCAUCCUGGUGCAGCGCCUAUCACCACAAUGCAGGGUGAGGAACUGAGAAAACUUAUCGGUGCUCCAGUUUACAUCGAAUGUAGUUCAAAAACACAGCAGAAUGUGAAGGCUGUUUUUGAUGCGGCCAUCAAAGUAGUUCUCCAGCCUCCAAAGCAGAAGAAAAAGAAGAGAAAGGGUCAAAAAACAUGUUCCAUAUUGUGAUCUUCUCAGUUCUAAAUUGGUAGUUGGCAGAG